UCAAACCAUAUGCUGCUUAUCUAAUCUUAUUUUAUCUUAUCUAUAAUAAUAACCGUCUUGCAGCAUUUGUCAUUAGACAAAGUUAAUGAUCAUUACACAGUUAAUUAUUAGUGUGUGAAGUUGUUUGUUCAUGGGGAAAAUACAAAAUAUUUGCAUUCAUGCACAGUGUAGGCUAUUUGUAAUUGAGAAACGCCGUGAGACUGGCAGGAACACAAGUAACUGAGAGGAGGAGCUGCAGAGAGAGAUUAAGCAGAUUAAAGCAGGAUUGAUGAAACAGCGUCUUUCCAAGAAAGAGAGAAACUAACAAUCAUAUCUAAAACGAGAGAGAAGUUUCAUGCUGCUGCCGAUGAGUUGACUGUGAGGAAGACAGAAGUACAGGUGGACAACAGGAGAGGACAGACCAGCUGAGGGAAGAUGAAUGACAUAGACAGGUGCUGAGAGGAGGAUUAACACUCACUAAAGCUCUGUGCAGAGUGCAGGAGACUCAGACACACAUACAGGCAGUGAUUGGUUGGGUCUGGUAGUUCUCAUAAUGUCACUGGCAGUGGACGAGACAGCAGGUGACCUCCCAGUGAGGGAUGAGGGCUUGAGAGCAGGGCUGAUAACUGUUCUCACAGAUACAGAUCAAGACACCAGAAACUGGAGAAGACCACCACAGGUGCUCAAAAUAAAGGAUCGCCAGCGAUUGUUCAGAAUACCACGCGAGCAGCUGGAGGACCAAUGUCUCCACCUACAAGAGGAGAACACACUUCUCAAACAACAUAGCCGCACACAAGAGCAAAAACUACGCAGGUUGUCAACAAAACUGCUGCGAUUAAAGCAAGGCCCUUCGUCUGCUGGGAGGGAUGGAGAGCUGGAGGACACUAUUCAAGAGCUAGAGGCUCGUGUAGCUACUCUAGAGAGUCAGAGGAGGGCGCUGCAGAGCAAACUCAGUUUAGCCAAGCAACACAUCUUAGACCUGGGCAUCAGGACACAUAACAGGCCACGAACAGGACGAGGUGUGGAUGGGGACGGAGGGGUCAGACGAGCUGCCCAAACUGCUCCUGCCCGCUAUGGCAUCAGUUCACUGGAAGACACCAGAGGAGAGAUAGACAGAUUACUUGCAUUACUCAGCAGAUCUACCAUCAUAGAAAAUCAGCAAGGGAGGGUAGCAGAGCUGGAGCUGUCUGCUCAGUCUCUUAGAGAAUCACUCAGAGACAAAGAUAAAGAAAUUGAAGGUAUUGUGAAAGACCUGCGCAAACAACAAGCUGAUGGACACAGACUCAUUAUAAAAGAUAAUGUAGAUGUGAUAAGGUUGCAGAAGCAGCUUUGUGAAAAGAGCACCUCCCUUCUGGUCCUUCAGGAAAAGUUUGCUGCUCUUCAGGAGGCUUAUGAGAACCAGCUGGAGGAGGGGGCAAAGGUUUUUUAAGAGAGAGAAGGGGAGCUGUUGUGGGGGGUGUGGGGGAUGUGUGUGAUGUUGUGACAGGAGAAGCAGAGAGUGCUGACACUUGAGGGCCAGCUCAAUGCUGCCACACUUUCACUGCAAGCUCUGGGGGAGCUUCAGGAGAGGGUUUCAGACCUGGAGGGGGAGAGGAACCUCCUUAAGAAUAGCUAUGAUUCGCUUCUGGAGUGCACUAUGUCUGUUCAGAACCAUCAAGAAGGACAGCAUGAGAAGAAAGACAAAAGAAGUGAACAAUUUAAAGACGAGAGUUGGAGAGAGGAUGUACGGAGGCUUGAAGAAAGACUGGAGGAAGAAAGGAAAGAAAAGAAAAUGCUGGAGCAGGAGAAGGAACAGCUGAGACAAGAGAGUGACCGGUUUCAGAAGGAGAAGGAGCGAGAUAGAGAUAUGGUUAUGUUCCUCAGAGAAAAACAUGACUGCUUGGAGCAAGAAGUCCUGCAGCACAGACAGGAAGUCACAUCUUUGCAAGAAAAACUGGACUCUGUUACAAAAGAGUUUGAUAUGAGUGUGGAAGAUCUGAGUGAGACUCUGCUGCAGAUUAAGGCCUUUAGAAUGCAGCGGGAGACUCAAGGGAUGAUGUGUUUCUUGAAAACAGACGAGAAGAUAGAGGAAACAUCAAAGGAUUUGACUGCAGUACAGGCUUCAUAUGCAGAAACUGUUUUGGAACUCCAGAAAACAAGGGAUUUAUUAUUACUGCAGCAUCGACUAAAUGCUGACCUUCAGAACGAGAUGAAGACAGUUGUGGAAAAAUUUGAGAGAGAGAGGGAGGAGAAUAGAAGGAGGGCAGGUGAAAAAGACAAAUUGCUGAAAAGCAGAAGCCUUCAAAUCAGCAAUUUACAAGCUCAGCUCAAAGACAUAGCGUACAGCCCUAGAAACUAUAAGCAGACCAUACCCCUGCAGUACACCUGGACAGGGCUGGAACAAGAGUCAGUCAAGCCUGCUGCAGAGGGCGCCAUAAUCACACAGCUGCGUGGAGGAGAAUCUCUUCUGGAGAUCCAUUUAACAGGAGCCACCUUUACACCUCUUGGAUUGAGACUCAUGGGACAAGGCACAGGUGAUCACCAAGGGGUUGCAACAUUUUGCACCUAUGGGUUCCUCGACUUUGAAACCCUCUCAACUUCAUUAAUAUCAGGUGGACAGCCAAAUUAUGGCUUCACCUCGCAAUAUGCCCUCACUGAGUCCGACCUGGAGAAGCUCAGGGUUCAGGGUGGGUCCAUCACUGUUGAACUGCACCAGGCACUUGGAGGGGUACAAUUUAUGACCCGUGGGAGAGCGAGGAUUUCUCUAAUGGGAGCUCUACAGCGUACGGGUGAACGAAUGAAUAACAGAACCAACAUCACAGGAGCUGAAGGGGAAAUCAUAGGAAUCCUUGAGUUUUGGGUGUGUUUACACCCUCAGGUGGAACUCACAGAACCUCAAAUGGAAAAAGCCACAAGUAGAGCAGCUAUAAGACACACCAGAGGUUCAGAAUGGGCUCAUGGAGAGCCAGAGGAAAUAUAUGAUUAUGGCGUAGGGAUACCCAAUGAACUUGAGGUGGUACUGGAGCGCUGUGUGGGCCUCAGCACCCGCUGGCCAGGACUACUCCCUGAUGCAUACUUAACAUAUCGCCUUUAUGACCUACCACCUCAUUCUACACCCAUAAUUCAAUGCUGUGUGGAUCCUGUCUUUGGAGACUCAGCGAGCUAUCCAUUAGCUGUAACCACAGAUUUAUUAGAAUACCUGAAUGUGGGCAGUCUGUGGGUGUAUGUGUUUGAUGACAGCGAACGUCAGACUGCUUCCACAUAUUUGGCAAAGACACCAAUCCCACUACGAGCCCUUGCAGCAGGCAGACCAAUCAGAGGUGAUUAUGUGCUUAGAGACCCUGCUGGCAGUCCAAGAGGAAUGGUGAGGGCCACUCUCAGGUGGAAAUACCCUUUCCAGUCACCUGAGGCACCCUCAAGACAAAGAGAAGGAGUAGAGAAAGAGAGAAUGGUUCCCAGUACUGAGGUUUCACAGAGACCCAUUGCAAAGCCCAGGUCUCAGCUUCGGCCUCCACCAGAACAUGGAGCCAGGGGCACUGACACUCACCCAUCCACACCCAUUAGAAGCCCCCAAAGAGGUUCAAUCAUACUUCCAUCGCCAUCCAUUCAGGUCACUGAACCCACGUCUUAUUAUCAGAAAACUCCAUCUAGUUUGGCUCAACCUUCAAGAUCGGUUAGACGGAAGCAACACCGCACUGCAGCAUUGCACGUUCAGGACAAACUAAAACCCACAACGGCACCUUACCUGAGUCCUGCCAUGUCUAUUAAGUCACAUAAAUCUAAUCGAGUUAUGGACUUCAGACCAUCGGCCUCAGUGCCGAGCACCCCUCGCAGCCAAAGGAGCAAUCGAAGCGACUCCUCACAGCAAAUUAAAAUGGAGGAGGAACAGGAAUAUGAAGAUCAGGAAGAUGAAACUGAAGACAGAACUCAAAAUGACAUAGAUGCCCUUCAGUCUGAUGAAUCAAGAGAUUCAAAUGGAAGUGAUGUCAUCAUAAUUCCUCACCCACCAAAACCACAUAAAAAGGGAGACAGACUCAGUGUGGAAAUCCUGUCACUUUCUUUUAACCGCUCUUCCAGUGUUGCACUUGACCAAUCAGUGCAUCAGGUAUAUGUAGAGUACCGCCUUCUAGGUAUUCCCAUGGAGACAACAGAAACACCCAUGUCCCUGCGUAAACCAACAGACGGGGAGGAAAUACAUUAUAACUUUACACGAGUUAUCCAUGUGGAUAGCAUGGAAGCAGCUCCCUUGAGACAUUACCUCUACACCAUGCUGGAAGGUACAGACCCCAACCAGGGCAGGUUAAAGUUCACAGUAGUCAGUGAGCCCAUGAACGAGCAAGAAGAAUGUAAAGAUGUAGGCUAUGCCUACUUGGAUUUACAAGAACUUCUGCUGACUGGAAAUGAUAUUAUUGAAGAACAAAUCAAUGUUGUUAGUGCGGAUGAAGAACAGGAUGUGGUGGGAAAACUGAAAGUAUCUGUAGAGGCUGCACAGGCUCUGACUGGAAUCUAUCAGGAAUAUCAUCAGAUUGUGAAAAGGGAGAGAGAAGAACCCGGAAACAGCACAGAGAAUGAGGAGGAGGAGGAAAGGAUACAAAAAAGAUUGCAUGUGCUUGAUUUUGAAGUUGAUGAAGACACUGAUUUUUACUGAAAAUCUACAGCCUGAAGUUAUGUUCAAACCAGGCCAUUCUUUUAAGGAACAUUACUUUUUGUUUGUUUGUUUGUUUUUUACUCUACAACAUAAAAAUUUUGCUCUUGCAACAUUAUAAACUCAUUCUCAUCAAAACCUUUGACAUUGUCGUGUUUAAAUUAUACAAAACAUGGAUGUGGUUUAAGUUGCUAAAUGUUUUAAUAUAAAAUAAUUCAUACAAAAACAGAGUUCCCUUUCUGUCGGUCACUACUAGUUAUGUUGUAACAACAUAGGGGUUUACUUGAGAGCCCCAAUCCGCUCUGACUUUCAGAGAAAACUGCUCUCGCAGCCAAAGCUUAUGGUGCUGCGGGCCAAGCCUCCUCUGCCCUGCAUACCAUGGCUAUCCUCCAGGCCUACUAAGCCAAUGCACUCAAACAAAUGCACGAGGGUAAUGGCCCUUUUCUUGCCGUGCGCAGUUCGUACUGACUUCGCCAAAGCGGCCCUGACAUGGGCAACCCGGAGAUAUGGGAAGCUGCUUUUUUUCAGGAUAUGGCAAGAACAGGGCCACUCCUUCCCCUGGAGGAGGGCCAGGCGGAGAAUCCUUUGUGCCAUUUUGUUUCUGUGUGGUACACACAUUCUCGAAAAAAGAGCAGUUUCCUUUUUUCUCUGGGUUAUCAGGCUCGUAGGUUGACAGUGAGUGACGAGCUACCUCCUCACUCUCACCCACGACGCCCCCUAUCGCCAGCAGCCAAGAGAUUGUGGCUCGGAGACGCACUCCCUCUCCACGCAUCUCUGGCCAGUCCCUCUGGGGACACGGGGAGUCCUGCAGUGAUGAGCCAGGACGGGAUGCCUUCUGUGCCAUCCAGCACAAUUUUCCACCGCUGCACCACAGCGGGUGCGUCGAUUGUCCCUUUGGUGCCACUCGCACCGAGUUUGAAAGCAUGGCUCACGCUGCCCAACCCAUCCCACUGGCUCAUUCAGACAGUUCGACUCGGCUAUGUUCAGUGGCGUUCUCGAGACUUUGGUGGUUGCUCGAGAUGCCCUUGUCCUGUGCGUACUUUCAUGUUUGAUUCUUCCUCGACACAGGCCAUUCCUACGGUUUGCAUUCGAGGGUCAGGCAUGGCAGUACAGGGUCCUCCCUUUUGGGCUGUCCCUGUCCCUCCGUGUCUUUACGAAGGUCGCGGAGGGUGCCCUUCCCCCGUUAUGGGAAGUUGGGGCUUCAGGUCAAAUGGGAAAAGAGCAAACUCUCCCCGGUGCAGAAAAUCUCUUUUCUCCGUAUGGAGUUAGACUCGGUGAGUAUGACAGCGCGUCUCACCGAGUGCACAUUGAGUGCACCCAGUCAGUACACUCCAGAGUCCCAAGAUGGGCAUGGCUUCACGGUACACUUUGUGACAAUCCGGCUGAUCUUAAGUCAUUUCGGGGAAGCACAGGUAGACCUGUUUGCUUCACACGAGUCCUCCCACUGCCAGCUGUAUUACUCCCUGACCGAAGUCCCCAUUCUCAUGGAUGCACUGGCACACAGCUGACCUUGGGCUCCACGCAAGUAUGCGUUUCCCCCAGUGAGACUUCUCGCACACCUGGCGCAUUCCUCUGAAGGAAGGAGCUCCUUUCUCAGGGGCUCGGGACCAUAUGGCACCCGCGUCCAGAUCUAUGGGACCUUCAUGUGUGGCUCCUGGAUGGGACCCGGCAGACUGAAGUGCUCUGCCACCAGCGGUGGUAAACACGAUCACUCCAGGACCAGGAGCUUCAGAAGCUCUAAGCAGGUCUUUGUCUGCUACGGAGGUUAGCAGAAAGGGAAGGCUGUUUUCAAGCAGAGGUUGGCCCAUUGGGGGUGAGGACUCACUCCACAUGGAGUGUUGCCUCCUCCUAUGCGCUGGCGCACAGCACCUCUAUGGCAGACAUCUAUAGAGCUGCGGAGCAGUCAGAUGCCAGGCCCAGUAAUGGUGUUAGCUUGCCCCGGGGUUCCAGUAAGCUCCUUUACUGGGCUAAGUGUCCAUAUGGUUUGAUUCCCUGCAGGCGAUCCCAUAUGCCUAUUCUUCCACAGUAAGGUUUUUGGUAAACCCAUGUCUUCCCUUUGACAGACCACUCUGUCAGUCUCAACUCGCAGCCGUUCCUCCGUACUCCUAUGUAGGACCUGCCUUAGAGGCCAUUCCAUAUCAGUGUCUCCACAUGAUACCUCCCUAUGGGCAGGAUGUGGUCUCCAUAGCGCCCUUCUCUGGAAGGCUCGCUUCCCCUUCAUUACUGACAAGCUGUAAACAACAAACAGGAAAGUCGUGAAACCUUUCAUGAAGGUCAAAAUCCCAUUUUUUUUUUCUGUCUUAGGAAUAGUGGGUUGGCUAUCUCCAGCAGUGAUGUACUCACUUUUUGGUCCCUGUGGGGGCCAAGGUUAGCGAAUUUGCACUAGGAUGUUGGGAAGGUUACAACUUUUGCGUAGCAUUUGUAGCGCUACAUGGUUGUGACGGGGUUCAGGUUGUUGCGCUUUCCAUGGACCCCCUAUGUCGUCACAACAUAAUUCACAGUGACAUGCUGUGGAAGGAUAAAUCGCAGAUUUCUUUUAAUAUUUUAAAGGAGAAUUUGUCUAAAUAUAAAAAAAAGUUAGAUCUGAGAAAUCAAAGUAUCUCUCUAAUGUUAUCUGUAAUAACUCUCAUAAGUCAGCUGUGCUGUUCAGUACUAUUAAUGCUGUUUUGAACACUCCCCAAGCUACACUCCUCCUUGUCUUCUAAAUGAUUCAUUUGAAACUAUUGGUCCUAAAAUUCUUGCAAUUAUUAAUAGUAGCCUGACCUUGGGAGUUGUACCGCAAGUCUUUUAAACAUGCAGCAGUGGAACCAGUAAUCAGGAAACCUAAUUUGGAAUCAUCAGUUUUUGCUCAUUUUAGACCUAUCUCCAAACUUCAAUUUCUUUCCAAACUACUGGAGAAGGUUGUAUUUGGACAAUUGAUUUAAUUUCUAGAUCUAUAUGUUUCAGUCUGGUUUUAAAUCUUUACAUAGUACAGAAACUGCACUGAUGAAGGUGUUUAAUGACUUGUUACUUGCUACUGACUCAGGGGACUGUGCGAUUUUAAUUCUACUAGACCAUUCGGCUGCAUUUGAUACUGUAGACCAGUGCUUCUCAAAGUCCGGACUUCAAUCCGGACCCACCUCCAUUUUGUAUUUCAAGAGCACUGAUAAACUGUUAAACUUGUAAAUCAUUUAUUUU
Molecule: messenger RNA, 7780 nt
Organism: Cyprinus carpio (common carp)
Lineage: Eukaryota; Metazoa; Chordata; Actinopteri; Cypriniformes; Cyprinidae
Gene: rpgrip1
Product: RPGR interacting protein 1
Biological process (GO): non-motile cilium assembly; retinal rod cell development
Cellular component (GO): photoreceptor connecting cilium
Source: RefSeq, a predicted model, not a curated record